Messenger RNA from Symbiodinium natans, 918 nucleotides. NCBI's taxonomy places the organism in Eukaryota, Dinophyceae, Suessiales, Symbiodiniaceae. The record is from the annotation of a GenBank genome assembly.
AUGAUCCUGCUCAACCUUCGGUGGCGUUGCGUAAGACUCCCAGCUUCCACAGGCCCUAACUUCGGAGCCUUGCUGCAAGCGGCCAGUAGAUCGCUUCGCCACUUGCACGUGCAGCUUUAUCACAGGAAGUAUGGUUUCGGUGGGGAAGAGCUUCUGGAACAGCUGGGGCGAGUGGAAUCCUACCCAAACCUGGUCAGCUUGCUGCUUCGAACUCCGAGAGCAGCUGGCUGCAAGCCAGAGUGGCUUCGAGGCAUCAACUUUGCCAGUUUGCACGCCCUGGAACUGACAGGGGAUUCGGGUGCUCCUGACAUUGGCCCGCUCAUUGAGAAGAUUACCUGCUUCCCGAACCUCAGGGAACUCAUCACGAAUGGCGAAGCCGCUUCAGGGUGGGCGCCGUCAGUGGUCAUGCGGGCGCCGCGUCUUGAAGUCUUGGAGUUCUGCGGCUACUUCAUGAACUUUGAGUUUAUCGAGUGCCUACUCCUCAACCCUUCCCUGCGCCACGUAUUUCUUUCAGGCGCGUGGAACUCAGAUAAAGCAUACAAGCUCCCUUGUUUCAAGACAGAGCAUGGCCAAACCAGGAGGCUCAGCUCCUUCAGUCUUGGCGCAGGGUUGCAGCCCCAAGAUUCUGGAGAGUCUUUUAUGGACACAGUCGCCAGGCUCGUCUCCACUGACUUGCUGACAACUGUGAGGAAGUUGCAAUUGAACCUGGAGGACCCGUAUCACUUGCACUGGAAGAAGCUUCGCGUUGCGCCGGGUGUGAAGACGUUCCGCUUGUGGCUCUACUCGUGGCACUUCUGCGGGGACCCGGCCGACUUUCAGAAGGAGCACCUCGCAGGCUGCACCGUUCAUGUCGGUCCGCCUUCGCAGAUCUUGGAGUGGACCUACGGGGUUCCCUACGAGAGCGACGAAGCCAUGUGA